Verticillium alfalfae VaMs.102 is the source of this 899-nucleotide messenger RNA. RefSeq lists its product as hypothetical. The coding region runs from base 288 to 899 and encodes 203 amino acids. The transcript is spliced from 2 exons. Lineage: Eukaryota; Fungi; Ascomycota; Sordariomycetes; Glomerellales; Plectosphaerellaceae. The record is from RefSeq and is a predicted model, not a curated record.
GGCCAGGCCUUAUUUGACUGACCUGCCGCCCCCCUGCCCUGGCAUCAUCUCAAACCCACUUGCACCGAGACACCAAGCCUGGUUCAAGCCGCAGGACAGGACGAAAGGGACAGUGGCUGGAUUCACUCUCAACUGACGACUUGCCUUCUUUCAACCCUCUUCUCCGCGACAACGAUAUCGACGUCGACAUCGCGACACGUUGUUGGAGCACCCUCUCCAUCGCCGGGCACCCCGACCACACUCUCUUUCUCCCCACCUCCGCCCGUCCAGGGAAUCCCCGACAUUUGAUGCCCGCCAUGUACAAGUCCGAUGGCACCACGACGACCUCGGUCCUGAAGAACCUCCCCCAGUGGCUCACCAAGCGGCACGUCCUCUUCGCCCUCGCCCUCGCCACCAGUCUCCUUCUUCUCUUUUCCUUCAAUUCGUGGGGCCCUGAAGUGCACCUUCCCCACGUCAACACCGGCACCGCCGAUGCCCAGAAGAGCUCUUCCUCCAACAGCGACAAUGGCGUCCUGCGUCCUCAGUGCGCCGGUCGCGACAAGGUGGCAUCGCUCAACCUGUGGGACGAGUCGCAAUCCAAAUACACGGGCCUCAUGGAUGACAAAUUCACCAUUGCCAUUCAGACGUACCGGCGUCCCGAUGAACUGAACCAGACGCUCCACCUCCUCACAGACAGCGUAAUUCCCUCUCUCCACGAAAUCGUCAUCGUGUGGAACGACCUUCGAGUCCACGCCCCCGCCCAACUUUGUCUCCGCCCACGGUGUCGGCGUUCGUUACCGUGUCUCCCGUCGCAACUCCCUGAACGAGAAGCUGGUUCCCCGGACCCAGAGUACAAGGACGAAGGCUAUCCUUUCUUUUCGGACGACGAUGUGUUCACUACCCCGCCCGCCGGACCUUAG